Molecule: messenger RNA, 2364 nt
Organism: Centruroides sculpturatus (bark scorpion)
Lineage: Eukaryota; Metazoa; Arthropoda; Arachnida; Scorpiones; Buthidae
Product: plasminogen activator inhibitor 1 RNA-binding protein-like
Exons: 6
Coding region: 97-1203 (368 amino acids)
Cellular component (GO): nucleus; cytoplasm
Molecular function (GO): RNA binding
Source: RefSeq, a predicted model, not a curated record
CUAGCGCCUCCCGUCCGCCAUAUUGGAUGUUUUAGAAGAGAAGAACCCACAGAUAAAAUCCAUUAACAUCGUCUGAAUCGACGGGACUCAGACAAAAUGGAGAAUACGUACGGUAUCGGUGUAAAAAACAGAUACGAACUGUUUUAUAACGAGGAAGAGGAUCCACUCGAGAUAUUAAAACAGCAAGAAGAAGAAAGAGAGCGAAGGAAGGCCGAAAAGUUACAGAAAGAUAAAACGAAAAUUGGAAAAAUCGGUAAUAAAGAAACUAAAGUGAUUCAAACUAAAAAGAAUUUGAAAGAAACAACACAGAUUAAUAAUAACAAAGUGCAAGAAAAUACAGAUGCUCUUCCUAAGCCUCGAAAUUCAAAACCAUUUAUUGAAAGAAGUGGGAAGCAAGGAUCCCGUGAGGAACCAAAGGAAAUAGAAGAGAGGAAGAAUCGUAGAAAUCGUGAAGAGAGGCUUGAUAGACCACCUGCUUCAGUUGACAUACGGGAUCGUGGUGACAGUGAAUUUCGCCGGGGGCGUGGAAGAGGUGGUCGAGGCAGAGGUCGUGGAAGAGGAGGGGGAGGAGGUGGUGGUGGUGGUGGUGGUGGAAGCAGUGGUGGUGGAUUUGGCAAUUAUGAUAAUCGUGGUAAAAGAGAAUUUGAUCGUCAAAGUGGAAGUGAUAAAAGUGGUGUGAAAUUUGUGGAAAAAAGAGAAGGUGCUGGUGCACACAAUUGGGGCAUGGUAAAGGAUGAAAUGGAAGAGAAUGAACCAACUACUAUAGAAGAAAAUCCAGAAUCUGUUGAAGAAGGCCCAAAGGAAAUGACUUUGGAUGAAUGGAAGAGAGAACAAGAAAGUAAGCGAUCUGUCCCAAAAUUCAAUUUAAGAAAACCAGGAGAAGGAGAAGAUACUACACAAUGGAAAAAAUUAUACGUUUUGAAAAAGAAAGCCAAAGAAGAUGACGAUGAUGAAGAAGAGGACGAUGAUGAUAUUGAAGAGGAAGAAGAAUUUGGUAGAAGAGGCCGACAAAGACAUUUGGUUGACAUUCAGAUAAACUUCAGCGACUCUCGCCGUGGUCGAGGAAGAGGAAGAGGCGGUCGUGGUUUAGGAGGAAGAGGUCGCGGAGGAAUGAAUCGUGGAGGUGCAAAGGGCCCUAAGUCAGAACAACUCGCUCCUCGUGUGGAUGACUGGAAUGACUUUCCUUCUUUAAUUACAGCCUAAAUACCUCUGUCCUAUCCACAGGCUACAUCUUUAAAGUUUGGCACUCUACAAAAACUGUCCUCAAAACUUUUCUUGUUAUAUAGAAAUCGCGUAAAAAAAUUGUUUUGAUGGACAAAUUGGAGAAGCCUAACAAUGUUUAGAUUAUUUGCAGCUCAUUGUGACAGAGGCUGAAUAGAUCAGCCUUUUGUAUUGAACUCUUAUUGUCCCAAUGUUUUCAGCAUUGAAAAUAUGCUAAUAUAACUUGUUGCUGGUCAUCCUGUAAACAAGGAAGACAUUGUCAGUCAUUAACUAGUUAGUAACGGAAAAUCGUGCAUCCGUUGCUUAAAAGAUCAUAAAUAGAAUCGGGUCAUAAAUGGUAGUUGUUACCACUGAUUUGUCUUAAAUGUUGGUUUGUUGUCCUAUGUCCCAUACAGCUUACAGACAAACAUAGGUGAGUGGUUGUCUCGCCGUCACUACUUCAAUCAUCACUGAUGUGCUUUCAAGUCAAAUCUGGUCGAAUUUACUGGAAGUUAUAUUCUGCAUCUGUUGAUUUAUUGAGUUUGUCAAAAUAAAAAUGAAAUUGUCAUGGUGCUAUUGUGGUUUUUUGUAAUGACUUUAUUAUUAGUAAUUAUGAGCAGUAACAAGAGUCAAGGAAAAUUAGCACGAAAUCUGUGUCCACGUGACAAAUUUGGUUUUAUCAAAAAAAUAAUACAGAAUUUCAUUCAGUACCUGAUUCAAAAUUCUUCCCAAGGAAGUUUGCCUAAAUGUUCGCUUUCCUAUAAGCUGUAACUUUUUUGUCUUACUAUCUUAAUAUCUAAAUUUCUAUUUGGUCAAAAGAAUAUUGUUUAUUUAAGGACUAAAUUGCAUGCCUAGAUGCACUUCCCCCUUUAUUGCUUUUGUUUUUGCCUGGUUAAAUUAUAAAGUGACUGCUUUGGAUUCAAAAGUCAGUGUGUGUGUUUUUAUUUUCUUGUAUACUUUUUCAUUUUCGAAUGAAAAAUUGUUCUAAAAAUUUAGUGCCAUUGAUAUUAUCGAAGAGAAUACUAGUUAAUAUGAAUGCAUUCUGGUGCAUUUUGAUGGUAGAUAUUUCUCAGUUGCAUCAUGUAAUCAAGCUAAAUGAGUAAAAUAUUAACUUCUGUUUAACCAAUGUAUCUCAUCUUUCUAAUAAAUAAUGCACAAAUUAAA